Esox lucius (northern pike) is the source of this 8664-nucleotide messenger RNA. RefSeq names its product solute carrier family 9 member A1a (gene slc9a1a). The transcript is spliced from 14 exons. NCBI's taxonomy places the organism in Eukaryota, Metazoa, Chordata, Actinopteri, Esociformes, Esocidae. The record is from RefSeq and is a predicted model, not a curated record. The coding region runs from base 255 to 2729 and encodes 824 amino acids. Gene Ontology annotation, molecular function: sodium:proton antiporter activity. Gene Ontology annotation, biological process: sodium ion transport; proton transmembrane transport; regulation of pH. Gene Ontology annotation, cellular component: membrane.
CCACAAACCUUCGCAAAGGGUGUGCGCUUCGUUUUUGAAGGUUGUAUUUAUUUAGCUUGCUAACAUCACGCUGCAGGAGUACACUGUCGGUAUGACAACAUCGGAAACAUCAGAGUCAUGGUCAGCACUACUAAAAGGAUUGAUGGAGCGACGCACACUCAGUCACACAUCCUCAUUUGACUGAGUUCUAAGAAGGUCUCGUCCUGUCGGGACAGGGUACGGGGCGCUACGCUACGCUGCAUACGCGGAUGUGAAUGCAUGAAGUUGAAGUAUCUCAGAUCUCCCGCAAAUGCAACCUGACAGUUGUAGGCUCCAGAGGUUUUAUGGAGCGUGGAUUUCUACUUUUGGUGGUAUUGAUGUUUUUGGAGGGCACAGUGUUUCCUCUUGGAGCUGCCAGCUCGCCGGACAUCAGUGCUCCGGAUGGCGCUGGAGGACACGAACGUAACGACGACCACCGAGGGAUAGACAAUUACACGUUCCCCAAAAAGGCCUUUCCUGUCCUGUCCUUAGAUUACGGUCACAUUCAAAUGCCUUUCGAGAUUUCGUUAUGGGUGCUGCUGGCCUCCUUGAUGAAAUUAGGAUUCCACCUGAUCCCGCGGCUGUCUGGCAUCGUGCCAGAGUCAUGCUUGCUCAUUGUGGUGGGCCUCCUGGUCGGCGGCCUCAUCAAGCUGGCCGGCGAAGAGGUGCCCCCCGUGCUGGACUCCAAGCUCUUCUUCCUCUGUCUCCUCCCCCCCAUCAUCCUGGACGCGGGCUACUUCCUGCCCAUCCGGCCCUUCAUGGAGAACAUCGGCACCAUCCUGAUGUUCGCUGUGAUUGGCACCCUAUGGAACGCCUUUUUCGUGGGGGGCCUGUUGUUCGCCGUGUGCCAGAUUGAGGGCACCCACCUGAGCCAGGUGGAGCUGCUCCCUUGCCUUCUGUUCGGAAGCAUCAUCUCGGCCGUGGACCCCGUUGCCGUCCUGGCUGUGUUCGAGGAGAUCCAUAUCAACGAGCUCCUGCACAUCUUGGUGUUCGGAGAGUCGCUGCUCAACGAUGCCGUCACUGUGGUCUUAUACCACCUGUUUGAGGAGUACUCGGGCGCCGGCGAGGUGACUCUUAUGGACGCGUUCCUCGGCGUCAUCUGCUUCCUGAUUGUUUCGCUGGGGGGCGUGGCUGUGGGCGCCAUCUACGGCAUCCUGGCGGCCUUCACCUCUCGGUUCACCUCGCACACCCGCGUCAUCGAGCCCCUCUUCGUGUUCGUCUACAGCUACAUGGCCUACCUGUCGGCUGAGAUGUUCCACCUGUCUGGCAUCAUGGCUCUGAUAGCAUGCGGGGCGGUGACACGUCCCUACGUGGAGGCCAACAUAUCUCACAAAUCCCACACCACCAUCAAGUACUUCCUGAAGAUGUGGAGCAGCGUGAGCGAGACGCUCAUCUUCAUCUUCCUGGGCGUGGCCACGGUGGCCGGGCCGCAUGCCUGGAACUGGACCUUUGUCUCGGUCACCGUCAUCCUCUGUCUGGUGUCUCGAGUUAUCGGGGUGGUGGGCCUGACCUUCAUCAUCAACAAGUUCCGUAUCGUCAAGCUGACCACCAAGGACCAGUUUAUUGUGGCCUACGGUGGCCUGCGAGGGGCCAUUGCCUUCUCCCUGGGCUACCUGCUGGACAAGGACCACUUCCCCAUGAGAACCAUGUUCCUCACGGCCAUCAUCACAGAAAUCUUCUUCACCGUGUUCGUACAGGGCAUGACCAUCAAACCCCUGGUGGAUCUUCUGGCUGUGAAGAAGAAGCAGGAGGCCAAGCGCUCCAUCAACGAGGAGAUCCACACCCAGUUCCUGGAUCACCUGCUGACUGGCAUUGAGGACAUCUGUGGACACUAUGGACAUCACCACUGGAAGGACAAGCUGAACCGCUUCAACAAGAAGUACAUUAAGAAGUGCCUGAUAGCGGGCGAGCGCUACAAGGAGCCGCAACUCAUUGCCUUCUACCACAAAAUGGAGUUCAAGCAGGCUAUCGAGCUGGUGGAGAGUGGCGGAGGCGUCAAGAUGCCCGCCGCCAUGCCCCUGCAGGUGUCCAUGCAGAACAUCCAGCCCAAGAAGCAGCCUCCUAUGGCCGCAGAUCGGGCCCUGCCUCAGUUUACCAAGAACCGCGAGGAAGAGAUCAGGAAAAUCCUCAGGAGUAACCUGCAGAAGACGCGCCAGAGGCUGCGCUCCUACAACAGACACACUCUGGUGGCUGAUCCUUACGAGGAUGGAUGGAGCGAGUACAUGCUGAAAAAACAGAGGAUGAUUGAGCUAGAGAAGAAGAUGACACAAAUGAGUAACUACCUGACGGUCCCCGCUGCCCCAUCAGACUCCCCCACCAUGCGCAGAGCCAGACUGGCUUCAGGCUGUGAUUUCAAAGCUGAGAACAAAGGGGCUAAAGUCAGUUCAGACCCUAACGCCUUCUACACCAUCAAGGCACCGCCAGGCAACGUCCCCACUAUCCAGGUGGAGCUAGCCUCUCCCCAGUCCCCGGACUCCGUCAACCUGGUGGACGAGUUCUCCAAGAAGGGAGGGUCGAGCCAGAAGAACACGGAUGACCGGAAGGAGGAGCAGGGGCGGAUGAUGAAGCCUCCAUCAGCGGGGAAAGGGGGAAAGGGAGAAGAGGAGGAGGAGGAGGAGGAGGGGGAGAACAAAAACCCGGGAUUGCUGAGGUGUCUCAGUGACCCCGGCCCCAGUAAUGAGGACGAGGAGGAUGAACCGUUUCUUCCCUGAAAAGCUGCUAGCUCCUCCCUUUGUGCAUAAACAGGGAGGGGCCUGGUCACGGCAGCGCAUCCCGCUGGUAGGGUCACUACAGGGGAAAGUUGUCUGUUAUGAACCAAAAGGAUGUGUUGGAGGAGACAUAAUAGCCAUUUUUUUAAAUAGUCUUCAUUGCUCUUUUUUUCCCCUGUUUUUUUAUUGAUAGGAAAGCAGUCUGCUAUUCGUGGGAUGUAGGGUUCAGGGGGAACUGGCCUAAACGACAUAAGAACAGAACUAUGCAUUACCAAAGUUUUGGACUGUUUUAGUCACUAUGUUCUGCAUUUUGUUUUGGUAAUGUUCCUGUUGUGUUUAAAUGUUUUAUUGUCAGUCUAUGGUCUAGAAAGUUUGCCUUAUUUCUGUGUCAGACACUUUAGCUAGAGUACGGCCAUUUUCACUCGGGUGCAAUAUGACAGUCGUACCAACUUUUGAGCUUUUUAAUUUCAGGGUUAAUGCCACUGUUCUUUUUCUUCACCUUUUAUCUGCGUUUGUCAUUCCGUUCCGUAAACUCCCGGUCAGAAAUAUUUCACUGUGCUGAACUCAAUAGACUACUUUCUGCAAAACCAGGCCUAUGGAGACCAGAAGGCUGGAGUAUGUGUCAAGGGCACACGUUCAGAGACAUCAGCCUGGCGAACGCAGGAAGUCUGCGUCGUUGCUGCGAUGUGCAUACUGCAUCGACUAGGUGACUUUCAUGGACUGAACUGACUGUCCGUUUCAGCGACAAUGCGUGACGAGGGAGUGUUGUAGAAAACGAGGCCCCUCCCUGUAGCGGCAGCAUUUCCCAAUAUAUUGAAAUCCUAUAUAUUUGACUGGACAUGCAGGAGAGGGGGCAGAAGAAAUGUCUUAAAAUAAUAUACAAAUCUGUUUUUACACUUUUCCUUUUGUCUUCUCACACUCACACGUCGUCACCCACAUUAUGUCCAUUACAGGGUUACCUGGUAAUUGUGCCAGUUUCAUAGUUUAUCCAUGCUCAUUAUUUAUUUAGAAGAGUAUAUUAUCUUGAACACACUGAACUCCGUUAUGUAAACCAGGUUAAAACUAUCACAGAAAAUUCAGGAGGUUCCUUAUCAUGGAGUUUUCUCCAUAUACUGUUAUGUCCUCGCAUAUUAUAGUUCUCUACUGCCCUUUAACUCUGUUGCACCUCAUUCACAUCAAGUGUUUGGACUCUUAAAAUACCUUGUUGCCAAUGGUGUGUUCCCCAUAGGAUUUUAGUGCUCACAUUUAUACAAUUAUACAAUAUUCCAUAACAAUUUGGUGUUUUAGGCAUCGCUAUGAUGUCUGGGUGAAGACAUCAUAGCGACAUAAUGUUCUUUCCAUCUCAAAGGCCAAGAACAGGCAUGAUGACCAAACUAGCAAUUCUAUGCAUUAUAUGUGUGAAAUGUGUAUAGCAAUAUAUUGAAUAUGAUGUUUAACUUAAUGAGUCCCUUUAAAGCAAAUGUUUCGCUGUAGUGUUUUCAGUGCAGUCAGAUGUAAUAGCUCGUUUGCUAACUAUAACCCACACGGGCAUUACACUAGCUCAGGGGUCUCCAGCGGGAUAAUCACGAGCUACCAGUAACGUACGAAAAAUCUCUGAAUCACCCCAAAUUCAACUCUAUACAUAUUUAAUGUUACCUAAAGGUGAUUUGACCAUCAAAACAAAAGCACUAAAAUCCUCACGCUCGCAUUACUACCAUUGAUUUUUAGAUAGCAGUGGCUAAAGUCAGCUGAAGUUUGUAAUGCCUGAUUAAAGAGAACUGAAGCAUGUAUUGAAGCAUGUAGUACAGUUUCUCGUGGCCCAUAGACUACUUUCAAGGUAAGCAACCAUCCAACAGCAAAUUGUAAGAUAUUCAAAUUCUGUCAUGUCCUGCGUUAUUGCCUGUGUCUGUACGCACAUUUUGUCUAUCACUGUGUGUAGCCAGUUGCUAAUGACAACCGCCGGCUAACUAGUCGUACGCUAACUGACAUCUGUAAGCAAGAGCCAGCACAUUUUGUAUUUGUUAAACAACGUAGGCCUAGUCUAGUUCAGUUAAUAAUGUAUAAGACUCUGAGAACUUGGACGUGUACUCUAUAUGGUUGUAUUUGAUGUAUAUUGUGCAUUGCUUGUCUUUUCUGCACAACGCCUUAAUAUCAGUAGGAAUAAUACUAGAGUAAGCUGCCAGCUUGUCAAUGUGAUGAUUACUGUUGCUCAUUGAACUGAAUGUCUCAAAGGUGACGUUCAAUCAGUUUGUAUUCAAUUGAUAGAUACACACUAACGUGCACUGCACCGAACAUUGAUUGAAUGGCAUAGCAGCCCCUCAACCCCGCUGUGUGUAACCAUUUUAGAUGUGGAGCGUGAUUGACAGAUAUGGCUGGAGUCUUGAGCUUUCUCAACUGAAGGCGACCUUGGCCUAGUUUGCCAGUUGUCACCUCGGUGCAAAAUGUCCCCCUAACACCGCUGGGAUAUCACUUUACACCCAAAGAGGGGUGUUGUGACAGGGGGUUAGAGAGAGAGACAGACAGAAGUCCCGAGGUAAGGAUGACUGGCUUAGUCUGUUUACCUGUUGUGUUCUCUCAGUGCAAUUAAAUAAGCCUAAUGUUGAUUGUCAGCAGGGAGGUCACAGUGGUUUGACUCCAGAGGGUAACAUGAGGACAGGGUCCCCAUGUAACGCCAUGACACUAAGAAACCGUGACAAGAAACGCACCCAGUCCUCAACCACAUUUCUCUUUUUUUCGCUAGGUCUCCUUGUUAAGUCCACGUCAUUUCAAAUGGCCGGUAGAGGGUAGUUGAAGGUUGAUGCCAGGAUAUAGAAAUAGAUAAAGCGUCUCACCACCUCGGUUAAACCAAAUUGAAUUAGGCACUGAAAUGUCCGAGCUUGUUGUGAUUAACAGGCAGUGUCGGCUGUGAGAGUAGACAAGGAUAAAUCCAUCUUGACCAGAUAAGGGUUUAACUGAAAGAUUGACAUUUCCUGCUUUGCAGGUGUAUUUUCUCUUGUUUUUCAUUUGUUUUUUAAAGGACUGGAAUUGAAUUCAGUAUAAACAUGACACUUACAGGCUUCAUGGGAAGCUAGCCCAAGAAUGAUGUUUUUUAUUUUAGCUUUAUACGGUGGUCCUGGGGGGAGAAAGUGGCCACUUCAGAGUUUUUCCAUUUGUCUUUCCAUUGACCAUCACUUAGGUACCGUUAAUGGUUUUCUGCUGUAUCUGAGGAACUACUAUUAUAUUUACUCAAAUGCAGUGCGGACGGUUUGUUAGAAACCACACGUGCAUCCAUUUCUGAAACAAAUGUUUUUGCCUGUAAGCAAACCGUGGUUAGUAGAUCAAUCGUGCUUGAAUCUCUUGCCACCAGUUUUUGUUUCCAUCUCAAGUCGUACAAAGUGUCUAGUAACUCUGAAGUGAAUUGGUGUGUGACAGUGUUAUUGUUGUCACAUUCCAGCUGCCUUUGCUGAAUAUUUGCCGGCAUGGAGACGUCCUGCUCAAAGCAGAUGAAGGUUUACAUUUUCAGUGGCGCUAAUAUCUUUGAAAGUUUAGUCGUGUUUCCUUUUUCAAUCAGAAGGAUCCACAUCUGAAAGGAUUGUCGAAGGUAUGUCAUUGCAUAUUCUCUGGUCUCAUUUGAAAGUGUCUUUGCAGACUUUUAAGGAAAAGGAGAGAGAUUUGUUGGACAAAUUCAACCUUGCAAAUGUGUGGUACUAAUUGCUUUGUAUGUGCUUUAAAUUGGUUCAUGUGUUUAUUUCUGUUUACAAACAUGUAUACUGUAGGCUAUGGCUGAAGAUUGAUUUUCUUUUCUGACUUAUUUUUCCCGGACUAAUGUUCCCAAAACCCCACACAGGUGGCUGAGUCUGAGUUCUGUGUGUGAUUACCUCGGAGCAUGUCUCUGGGCUCCUAUACUUGCAUAUAAAUGUAAAACAGGAAGCUUUACUAUUGAAGCCUCCAUGCAUGUGUUUCAUCUAGUGUAGAGUUUUGACCACAUGAGACAUCAGAUUGUGGUUUUGCCUUACAGUAAACACAAUAUUCUGUUAUGUAAAAUACUAUCACUUAUAUUACAGCCUUUGAGUUAGCUAUAAUAUUACUUUAUUUAAUGAUCUAUUUUUGCCAGAAUAACCUGUUUCUCAGAAACAUAAAAAGAUUGUUGAGAAUCAACAUGUACACAUGGAGAUCUUUAGUCUGGAGAACAAGGAGUCAGAAUUGCAGCCACUCCAAAUAUUCUAUAGUUUCAUAAGAUUUAUGUUCUAUUCAAGUGCUUUAUUUAGGUUCAUUUGCUUUAUAUUUCUUAAUGUGUUCUAAUAAUUGAAUGUGUUUUAUUUGGGUUGAUGUGCUUUAUAUUGGGUUAUUGUACUUUACAUUUGGUUUUCAUGCUUUAUUUGGUUUCCUGCUUUAUAUUUGUAAGAGAUAUUUAAUUGUAUAUUAUUGCUUCAUGUGCUUUACAUUGGUCACUCUAAAUAUCCAUAUCAUAGUUACCUUACUGGAUUGAAACCAGACAAACAUUAAAUACCAAUCACUUAAAAAAAAAAAAGAAAAAAAGAAACCACAAACUAGCGUUGUUGCACAGCUAUUGUUAUCCAGCUAGUCUGAAGUAGCCAAGGAUUUAAAAACAAUCUUAAGAGGACUUCAGUGGCAAUGUCAGAGGGUUAAAGGGUUAAAGCUCAUUAUGGAUUUUAUUGGCAGCCCAUAUACUGUACUGUAAAACGGCUUUCUUGUUCCCGAUUCUCUUGCUGAGAACGAAUCAGCAGUUUAUACUCCCUCUCACAGUCGUGCUUAUCAUUUGCAUACAGUGUAAGUAUGUCUAUGUUCAAAGAGGUUUGCUUGUCUAAAUAAUAAAAUCAUUCUUGAAAUGUAUGUAAAAACAAAAUCAGACAUGGGUUCAAAUAUUUAUUUUAUAUGAUAGUGAAAACAAAAAAUCCUUAGAAUUUGAAAUAAGAAGCUUAAAACUAUUCAUUUUAUUUGAAAUACAAAGCCUAAAACAAUUCCUUUUGAUUAUUUACUAUUUUCCAGGGGUAUUAUUAUUAUUAUUAUACUAAUAUAUUUCAAAUGCAGGGUAUGAUAGAACAUGUAUGAGUAUUUCCAAACACAUACAUGUGAAUAUAUACAGUACUUGUAUGUGAAAAUAUAUGUUGACAUUUCCAAAUGUCUUUGAACCCAGGCCUGAUUAGAAUAUCCCCCAUCAUCUUAAUGUAACAUACUAUAGCCUGGUACAUUAUGAAAUGGUGAACACAACAGAGAGGUGUAUCUUCAUUUUGCUUUUCGCCUUUCACCCUGUAGAUGGCCAGUCCCUACUUCUCUGAGGCUAAAGCCUAGUGUUUGCCACACCAUAAUGAUGAAGCACUUUAAACAAUACCUUUAAGUGACACCUUAAACACAAAUAAACUAUGUUAUAGCCAGAGCAAAGCGUGUGUUUAUUUUAGUCACAUGCUCUUCAUGGGCAAGUGUAACACUGGACGCAUGGUUGUGGCAUAAUGGGUUAACAUAGCAAGUCGGUCAGGUUAGGUGCCACUGUGGAUCUGCCAGUGCCACAUUAAAACAGAGAAGCAGGGAUGCAGGCGACUUUUGGCUUAAAGCAGACAAGGACAACGUAUUUUCUUCAUGAAUUCCGUUGCUCCACAGCAGACUGUUCUCUACAGCGGGGCGAUUGUAUUGCCUACCCGCCAUCCGUCUCUGUUGUUGUAUGGAUUUCUAUUUGUUUUUGCAUUUGUCAGCCAAUUGUUCUUCAGCAACUUGCAAAUGUAUAAUUUGCAAUAAUACAAAUGUUAUUUUCGAUACAAGUGAAUAAAAUAUAGAUAAGAUGUUAUACAAAACCAUGUUACUGUACAAAAAUAUAUUGAAAAGAACACUAUUGCACUGUAUUUGUUGGUUAACCAAGCUUAAGCAUUCCAUCCUUGUAAUUAGAAAACUGAUGCAGUAUGCCUAAUGAUGAAAUGAAACUACCAAAUUAAAGUUGAAUUUAUAAUAAAUGCAAUGUACAAUA